Molecule: messenger RNA, 1907 nt
Organism: Topomyia yanbarensis
Lineage: Eukaryota; Metazoa; Arthropoda; Insecta; Diptera; Culicidae
Exons: 6
Coding region: 201-1907 (568 amino acids)
Biological process (GO): intracellular signal transduction; receptor guanylyl cyclase signaling pathway; cGMP biosynthetic process
Molecular function (GO): peptide receptor activity; guanylate cyclase activity
Source: RefSeq, a predicted model, not a curated record
UCGACGCGGUCGUUUCGUCCUUUCGGUUGGUGUUCCAUUAGUGGGGCGUUGUGGUGUUCUUUUUUCUUCUUUACUAGCUGCUUCCUUGGAUUAUCAGUGCGCCAUCGGAUUGGCGGGUUGCAGUAGAUACAACUUUCGAGCGGAUUCUCUGUGGGAACGGUGAGAGUGGAAAGAAGAUUCACAGGCAGCAACGGUCCACCAUGAAGCCCCGUCCGGGCGUCUCUCGAGCGGAUAGUGCAUCAAUAAAAUCGGUCAGCUCGGAGGACGUGAGUACGGCUAACGCCAAAUGGCACGGCAAGGGAUGCUGCAGUGCCGAGGCUAAGAAUCCGGCAUUCAAACGCGGUCGCCAGAUUCAGUUGAUGCAGAUGAUCAUCCUUCCGUUCAUUCCGAUCCUGGCACUGAUUGUACAGACAUCGUACGAGAUGAUUGACAUUGUUAGCUACCGGAUGGAGGCGACCGAGAUCGAAGGACAAGUCACGAUGGCAACGGGCCUAGGCAAAGUGGUUACUAGAUUGCAGCAGGAACGUUCGGAUGUGGCAUUCUUUAUCUACACGAACGGGAGCAUGCUGCGAAGGAACUUGACCAGGGGGUUUCUUGAGACAGAUAGAGCAUUGGAGAAUAUGUCCUCCUGGCCGGAUAUGAUGAUAGCUACACUGAACGACGGGAAAGUAACCUGGCUGAAUAUGAGCGAGUUUCGGGAGGAACUGGAGGAAUUUCGGGAUAAUAUAUGCUCGGAGAAUAGUACGGUUCGUGAUGUGCUGCAUUGGUACACGACGGUGAACGGAGCUCUGCUGGAACAUUUGACCAACCAGAUCAAGGAUGCUAACAAAAGUGGGGUCUGGCGCUUUUUGUUGAGCUUCAAGAAUCUACUGAAAAGUAUCGAAAGUUUGGACAUUUCGUCGGUGUACGGAAUAAAUUACUACGGAAGAGGUUUCCUCAAGACAGAACCGUACGUUCUGUACGUCCAGCAUGACAUUGUGGGUAAAGAACUGCUGAACGGUUCGUUGAACUACAUUCCAAAGCUAAAAGCGAUGUACAAAAAUCUCACUCGUGGAAUGCGAAACUAUGGGAAAAUUAAACAGUGGAGUGCUACGAUUCGGAUGAAUGCUCAAAUACCAGCGAAUGUGACGACAGCGCGCGCCUACUACGAAGCCAUGGCCUCCUACAUUGACGAGCUAAGAAAGCUACAGGACAGAGUCAGAUGGAUCAUCAGAGAGGAGGUGCAGAAAGUGCUGCAGAAGGCGGACCGCAUGGAAACAUUCGGAAUCGCCAUCCUCAUCGUGGUGCUGAUUGUGUCCCCUAUAAUCAUCAUUUUGGUUCGCAAUGCGGUAGCCACCAUUCAAUUGUACGCGGUGAACCUAGCCUAUAAGGCAAGAGAGUUGAAACGGGAAAAACGCAAAUCCGACUCGCUGCUGUUUCAAAUGCUCCCGGCAACGGUGGCCACCCAGUUGAAGCAGGCUCAAACCGUCCCUGCCGAGUACUACUCGGCGGUGACAAUAUUUUUCAGCGAUAUUGUCGGAUUCACGGAGAUUGCCGCCGAGUGCACACCGUUGGAGGUGGUUUCGUUCUUGAACUCCAUCUACCGGAUGUUUGACGAGCGCAUUGAGUGCUACGACGUGUAUAAAAUUGAGACCAUCGGGGACUCGUACAUGGUGGCAUCGGGACUUCCGGUGAAAAAUGGUGGCAACAAGCAUGUAUCGGAAAUCGCUACCAUGGCACUGGAUUUACUCGAUGCUGCUGGAUGUUUUAGCAUUCCACAUAAUGCUAACGAACCCGUUCAGAUACGGGUAGGAAUCCACACCGGGCCAGUGGUGGCCGGCAUCGUUGGAACUAAGAUGCCUCGGUACUGCCUUUUCGGAGACACAGUCAACACCGCCUCCCGUAUGGAAUCUACUGGAGAAGGUUAG